AUGGCAGUAUUCUCGAAACUCCAGGAGGCUCUCGGCCGGAACCGAUCUCGCGCCGAAGAUGAUAUCGUUCCAGCUGAUGAAUCGAUAAACAUCCAGAAUGCGAGAGACGCAGCCGACAUCCCCGAUGAGAAGAUCGUCGAGGAUCUGCCGAGCGAAAAUGUGCAGCACGGCGUCAAGUUGGCCCAGGCCCUCUCCCUGACCUGGGGAAAGCAGUCGUUGAUCGCCAUCUUCAUCUUUAUGUGGUGUGUCUACCUCACAAAUGGCUUCCAGAGUUCGGUCCUUUCCAGCUUGACUCCGUACGCGGCCAGCGAUUUCGAGUCGCACUCCCUCCUCCCCGUCAUCGAUAUCGUUUCGAGCGCCAUGACGGCUUCGGUGUAUAUCCCGUUGGCAAAGAUUCUGGAUCUCUGGGGCAGAGCCGAGGGCUUCCUUCUGAUGGUUCUUUUCGCUACCCUGGGAAUGAUCCUGCUGGCUGGUAGUCAGAAUCUUGCUACCUACUGCGCAGCAACUGUCUUUUGGCAAGUCGGCUGGUCAGGACUUACUUACAGUAUCGAUGUUAUCACGGCCGACUCCACCAAGCUUAAGAACCGAGGCUUCGCCUUUGCCUUUACCUCGUCGCCCUACAUCAUCACCGCCUUCGCGGGACCAAAAGCAGCCGAAAGCUUUCUCGAGAAGAUCAACUGGCGGUGGGGCUUUGGCUGUUUCUCGAUCAUCCUUCCCGUUGUUGCAGCACCUCUGUACGGAGUAUUGAAGUGGAACAUCCAUAAGGCCAAGAAGAGAGGUGUUCUCAUCCGGGAACCCAGUGGAAGAACCUUCGCCCAGAACAUCUGGUGGGGUCUUCUUGAGUUCGAUGUUCUCGGCGUCGUUCUCUUCGCUUGCGGUCUCGUCACAUUCCUCCUACCCUUCUCUCUUGCCAGCACGGCGCCUAACGGCUGGUCAACCGGCUACAUCAUCGCCAUGAUCGUCACCGGCUUCGUCGUCCUCGUACUCUUCCUUCUGAACGAGCUGUUCCUCGCACCUGUGCCUUUCUUCAAGUUCGAGUUCUUCUCUGACCGAACUGUGGUGGGUGUCUGUCUGCUCGACAUCACCUACCAAGUCGCCUACUACUGCUGGAACAGCUACUUCACCUCCUUCCUCCAGGUAGUCAACAACGUUUCGGUCUCUGAGGCCGGGUACAUCAGCAACACCUUUGACGUGGUAUCGGGAGUCCUUCUGUUCUUCGUCGGGUUCUCGAUCUCCAAGACUGGUCGCUUCCUGUGGCUAAUGUUCAUUGCUGUGCCUCUGUACACGUUUGGUCAGGGUUUGAUGAUCUACUUCCGCCAGCCAGGACAGAGCGUCGGAUACCUCGUCAUGUGCCAGAUUUUCACAUCGAUCGGCGGAAGCGUCUUCAUUCUCUGCAUGCAAGUUGCCAUCCUUGCCGCUGUGGACCACCAGCACGUCGCCGCUGCUCUUGCAGUCCUCAGCGUGUGCGGAAACAUUGGCGGAUCGGUGGGCAACACCGUGUCUGCUGCGAUCUGGACCAACACCUUCGAGCAAGCACUUGAACGCUACCUUCCCUCGUCUGCUCUCGACAGCGUGGCAGACAUCUACGCGGAUCUCGACACCCAACUGAGUUUUCCCGUCGGAAGCGAGGAGCGCAUUGCUAUCCAGAAGGCUUACGGAUAUGCGCAGACAAGCCUGCUUGCAGCGGGUACUUCUGUCAUGAUCUUCGGCUUUGUGGCGUUGUUCAUGAUCAAGAACUAUAACCUCAAGAAGAUGACCCAGACUAAGGGUUUGGUAUUCUAA
Molecule: messenger RNA, 1782 nt
Organism: Colletotrichum karsti
Lineage: Eukaryota; Fungi; Ascomycota; Sordariomycetes; Glomerellales; Glomerellaceae
Product: MFS siderophore iron
Exons: 4
Coding region: 1-1782 (593 amino acids)
Biological process (GO): transmembrane transport
Molecular function (GO): transmembrane transporter activity
Source: RefSeq, a predicted model, not a curated record